AUGUCUGUUCCUAAUCUGGGCGCCAGAUCAGUCGUUGAGCUCUGGAUGCAGUGUCGAGAUCACUUUGGGCGAAGCCUGGAAGAACUUAUGCUAAGUGAUCCCGAUGGGACCUUGACUGAUCCUGAUAUGCACUUGACUGAUCCUGAUGGGACCUUGACUGAUCCUGAUAUGCUCUUGACUGAUCCUGAUGGGACCUUGACUGAUCUUGAUAUGCUCUUGACUGAUUGUACCAUUACCUCCCCUGUCAAUGCUCCUUGUGCGGAUUCAGCCUUGGGCUUGGAUUUCUCUGACGAUAUUUCUAUGCAUUCUGUUGAAGACGUUUCUGGUGCGAAUCAAGAUCAUCUGUUGGACGAUUCUGAGUCAGACUUAUUUUCCAUGGGAGAGUACUUCCACGAGAAUUACACCCAGCUGCACAGUCCUAACAAGGAAGGAUUGCCUCGACUUCGGCUUCGCUUGCUUUGCAUUCACAUCUUCAACUUGUUGGGUGUUCGGAUCGACAGUGCCGUGACCAGCUCCGAAACAAGUAUCGAGAGCCAGGAAGAUCAUGGGACAGAGAGACGAAACAAAUCUGGAGGCUCAUUUACUAACAACACUAUUAAGAUGAUGUUUGUCUCCGGAGAGACAGCAGAGCCGUCUCCUGAGACUACCACUUUGAUUGAAGAGAUUACCCGCCAACAAGUGAUCGAAAUUCUUACCCGCAGCACCGCAUUGGCAACCCGCCGCGGUGUCCGCUCAAUCUCUACCGACGACCUAAUUUUCCUGAUUCGCCAUGAUAAGGCUAAGGUCUCCCGCCUGCGAACCUUCCUGUCCUGGAAGGACGUCCGUAAGAAUGUCAAGGACUCGGACGACAAGGGUGGUGGUGACGCCGCCGACUUCGCUGCCGCCGACGAUGCGGCUGGUGUUGUUGCAGGUCCCCAAGACGUGGCCCCCAAGCCCAAGAACAAGCGCGCUAAGGUCGGACUUGCUUGGGAUGUCAACAGUUUCUACUCAGUUCAGGUCCCCGAGCGUGAAGAUGAAGAAGAUGAAGAGGAGGAGGAGCAGAACUACGCGACCCUCCAGCGUCUUGCUGCCGCCGAUGAACGCACCCGCCACAUGACACGGGAGGAGUAUGUAUUCUGGUCCGAGUGUCGCCAGGCUUCCUUCACCUACCGCAAGAGCAAGCGAUUCCGCGAGUGGGCAGGCUUCGGCAUCGUGACCGAAUCAAAGCCAAACGACGAUAUCGUGGACAUCCUCGGAUUCCUCACAUUCGAGAUCGUCCAGACCCUCACCGAGGAGGCACUCAAAGUCAAAGAGCGCGAAGACAACGAAAAGCACCGUCGCGGAGGCGCUGAAGCUGGUGAAAACCUCAAGAAGCGGAAGCGCGAGACCGGCCUGUUCGACCCUCCUGAGGAGGGGCGCACUCCCAUUGAGCCACGACACGUUCGUGAGGCCUACCGCAAGCUGCAGGCUACUCCCCAAAAGGCCAAAGCUAUGCUGUUGCACAAUGGCCGUGUUCCUUACCGUUUCCCUCUUGCUUUGAUUUAA
Molecule: messenger RNA, 1524 nt
Organism: Penicillium expansum
Lineage: Eukaryota; Fungi; Ascomycota; Eurotiomycetes; Eurotiales; Aspergillaceae
Product: transcriptional regulator SPT3
Exons: 3
Coding region: 1-1524 (507 amino acids)
Biological process (GO): transcription by RNA polymerase II
Cellular component (GO): SAGA complex
Molecular function (GO): protein heterodimerization activity; transcription coregulator activity
Source: RefSeq, a predicted model, not a curated record